AUGCCGCUCCGCACGCUGCUCCGGCACCUCUCGGCCGGCCAGUUCGCGCGCCUGCAGGCACUCACGGGCGCGGCCACGGCGCCGGCCGCGCACCGCGUCCUCCACCUCCUCCUCCGCACCGCGCCGGCCCCUCCCCUCCCCCACCUCGUCUCCCUCGCGCGCUGGUCCCGCUCCCACUUCCGCGCGCCUCUCCCGCUCCGGUUCCACGCGCUGCUGCUGGCCCGCCUCGCCUCCCACGGCCUCCACCCGCUGCUCCGCUCCGAGCUCCACGCCCUCGCCGCCGCCCGCCUCCACUCCCCGGCCUCCAUCCUCCGCGCCCUCCCCGCGUCUUCCCCCGCCACCGCGCCGCUCAUCGCCGACAUGCUCGUCCUCGCGCUCGCCAGGGCCUCCCAGCCCUUGGCGGCGUACGAGGCCUUCCACCUCCUCGGCAACAACCACCCGCGCCACCGCCCCUCCGCUUUCUCGGUGAACAGCCUGCUCUCCGCCCUUUUCGCCGCGGGUCGGGUCGACCUCGCCGAGCGGGCUUUCAAGGCGGCGCUCCGGCGACGCGUGUCCCCGGACCUUUUGACCUUUAACAUCGUCAUCUCCGGGCUCUGCAAGGCUGGGCAACUUCGCAAGGCCGGCGAUGUCGCCAAGGACAUCAGGGCGUGGGGGUUGACCCCCUCUGUGGCCACCUUCAAUGCUCUCAUCGACGGCUACUGCAAGAAGGGUCGUGUCGGGAGGAUGUACCACGUCGAUGCGCUUUUGAAGGAGAUGGUCGAGGCUGGAAUCUCGCCCAAUGUUGUUACAUUCAAUGUGCUGGUUACUGGGUACUGCCAGGACUCGAACACUGCUGCUGCGGUGAGAGUCUUUGAGGAGAUGAAGCAGCAGGGGAUUGCGCCCAGCAUGGGGACAUACAAUGCACUUGUUUGGGGUCUCUGCAGUGAGGGCAAGGUAGAGGAAGGGGUGAAGCUGGUGGAUGAGAUGCAGGAUCUGGGGCUGGCGCCUAAUGUAGUCACCCUGAAUAGUGUGCUGAAUGGGUUUUGCAAAAAGGGCAUAAUGGUAGAUGCUGAGAAUUGGGUUGAUGGUAUGGCACAGAGGAAUGUUGAACCUAACGUGGUUACUUACAAUACCUUGAUUGAUGGAUAUCGCCGGCUCGGCAAAAUGAAGGAUGCGGCGGCGGUGAAGGAGGCGAUGGCAGGGAAGGGGAUUAGUCCAAAUGUCAGAACAUACAAUUGCCUGAUAGCUGGGUUUGACCAGAGCGGGGAUUGGAGGAGUGUUUCUGGUCUUCUCGAUGAGAUGAAGGAGAAAGGUGUUAGAGCUGAUAUUGUCACUUACAAUACACUUAUUGGUGCCCUGUGCUGCAAAGGGGAAGUACGUAGAGCUGUAAAGCUCUUGGAUGAAAUGUUGAUGGUUGACUUGGAACCAGAGCAUCGGACUUACAACAACAUAAUAAAUGGGUACUGUGAGAAGGGGAACAUUAAGUCUGCCUAUGAAAUUAGGACCAGGAUGGAGAAAGGUAGGAAACGGGCAAAUGUGGUCACAUACAAUGUGUUCAUCAAGCACCUUUGCAGAAUGGGGAAGAUGGAGGAGGCUAAUGAGCUCCUGAAUGAGAUGUUGGAGAAAGGUCUCGUUCCAAAUAAGGUUACCUAUGAAAUAAUCAAGGAGGGGAUGAUGGAGAAAGGUUACGUUCCUGAUGUAAGAGGAUUCGCUUGCUCAGAAGCCUCUCAAAAUCUGACAUCCUGA
Molecule: messenger RNA, 1725 nt
Organism: Triticum turgidum subsp. durum (durum wheat)
Lineage: Eukaryota; Viridiplantae; Streptophyta; Magnoliopsida; Poales; Poaceae
Source: the annotation of a GenBank genome assembly